This is a messenger RNA of Chilo suppressalis (striped riceborer), 1334 nucleotides long. The record is from the annotation of a GenBank genome assembly. NCBI's taxonomy places the organism in Eukaryota, Metazoa, Arthropoda, Insecta, Lepidoptera, Crambidae.
CCCUUUCAAGGAGUAUACGACUUAAUAAUGUACCUGGUUGUGUAAUCUUUGAUACAUAUGUGACGUCACGCAGUCAAGAAACUCACUAAAAACCUCACUCGAAACGUAGUGGGUGGAACCGCAUCGUCCACAUACUACCUGAACGUCGCUGGUGCAACACGUUUCAUAAUUAUUCCCAGUAGAACCUUCAAUAACGAUGCCGAAGGAUGAUCCCGAGACCACAGCACUCAAGAAAGAACUAACGGAUUUGAUCGCUAAAGUAAAGGCGGAGCAAGAAAAGGGAGCUGAUGCUAAACUCAAUGAAAAAUGUGGUGAUAUGUCCGACGUGCCUAAGAUAAGACUUAUAGUCAAGAAAUCCCUGAAAGGGCACAUCAAUAAAGUCAAUUCUGUCCACUACAGCGGAGAUUCUAGGCACUGCGUGACUGGUUCCCUUGACGGCAAGCUGAUAAUAUGGGACACGUGGAGCGGCAACAAGGUGCAGGUGAUCCCGCUGCGUUCCGCCUGGGUGAUGAGCGUGGCCUUCGCACCUUCGGGAAAUUUUGUUGCAUGCGGCGGUAUGGACAACAUGUGCACCAUCUACGAUGUGAACAACCGUGAUGCGACCGGCGCGGCCAAGAUGGUGCGAGAGUUGGCCGGCUACGAAGGCUUCCUCAGCAGCUGCCGUUUCCUGGACGACAAGCAUAUCCUCACCGGCUCCGGCGAUAUGAAAAUAUGCGUCUGGGAUCUGGAAGCCGGCAAAAGAACCAUGGAAUUUGAUGCUCACGCGGGAGACGUAGUUAGCAUCUCCUUAUCGCCAGAUAUGAAAACCUACGUGACAGGUUCUGUGGAUAGAACCUGCAAGCUCUGGGAUGUACGGGAAGAUAAAGCUAAGCAGACCUUCUUUGGUCACGAAGCAGAUGUAAACAGCGUAUGCUUCCACAAUGGCGGGCAGGCAUUCGCAACUGCUUCCGAGGAUAAAACUGCUCGAUUGUUCGACAUUCGCAGUGACCAACAACUAGGCCACUACACACCUCCUGGAAAUUGCGGAUUCACCAGCUGUGCUCUGUCCCUCAGCGGAAGAUACAUCAUGGCUGGUUCCGACGACAAUAGUGUACAUUCCUGGGAUGCACUCAAAGUAUCCCACACAGGUACACUCUCGGCUCAUGAGAACCGCGUCACGUCAAUAUCGCUGGCACCGAAUGGAGUCGCCCUAGCCAGUUGCUCCUGGGACCAAAGCGUCAAAGUCUGGGGAUGAAACAUCAGCCGCGCGGAAUCUGAAAACCUGACGGACCUAAGAAUAUUCUAGACCUAUUAUGAUAUUAAUUUAUCAACAGCCCCGCAUUAAAUGUUCAAAC